AAGGAUUCGUCGAUACUCGCUGCCCUCCUUCGCCCGAGCUCUUGUUGUGAUUUAGCUUCUGUUGAUUUCAAGCUCUGCCGUGUUGGCGGUUCGUUGAAGUUUUGCUUGUUUGAUUGAGUGUGUCCCCUCUCUUCCGGACCCAGCACCAUGAGCAAGGCCUACGAUUACCUCUUCAAGCUCCUGCUGAUUGGUGAUAGCGGUGUCGGCAAGACCUGCAUUCUUUUCCGCUUCUCAGAGGACCAAUUCAACUCGACUUUCAUCUCCACCAUUGGCAUUGACUUCAAGAUCAAGACGAUUGAGCUGGACGACAAAAAAAUCAAGCUCCAAAUAUGGGAUACUGCUGGUCAGGAGCGCUUCCGCACGAUCACCACCGCCUAUUACCGCGGUGCCAUGGGCAUCAUGUUGGUGUAUGACAUUACGGCGGAAAAGUCGUUUGAUAACAUCAAGACUUGGAUUCGCAACAUUGAGCAAAACGCCUCCUCGGACGUGGAGCGCAUGAUCCUUGGCAACAAGUGUGACAUGGAAGACAAGCGCGUGGUCAGCACGGAGCAAGGCGAAAAGCUGGCGGCAGAGUAUGGCGUUCCCUUCUUCGAGACGAGUGCCAAGUCCAAGAUCCAUGUUGAAGAGGCCUUUUUUGCCAUGGCUCGGUCCAUCAAGCAGAAAAUGGACUCGAAGGAGGUCUCCACGCCCCAUGAGCACGAGAAGGACAUUAUCAAGCCCGACAACAAGCCAGAGCCCAAGUCAGGCGGUGGUUGCUGCUAA
Messenger RNA from Monosiga brevicollis MX1, 762 nucleotides. RefSeq lists its product as uncharacterized. Gene Ontology annotation, molecular function: GTPase activity; GTP binding. The record is from RefSeq and is a predicted model, not a curated record. The transcript is spliced from 6 exons. Gene Ontology annotation, biological process: protein secretion; protein localization to plasma membrane; regulation of exocytosis. Gene Ontology annotation, cellular component: plasma membrane; endosome; synaptic vesicle. Bases 148 to 762 code for a protein of 204 amino acids. Lineage: Eukaryota; Choanoflagellata; Craspedida; Salpingoecidae.